UGCUGACUGAUGUAGAGAUGUUGUUGUUUAUCGAGAGAGGUAUCCGAGGUGGUGUAGCUCAAUGCUCCAACAGAUACGCCAGGGCCAACAAUAGGUACAUGGGAGCUGAUUUCGAUCCAAGCAAAGAGGAAUCGUAUAUUAUGUACUAUGACGUAAAUAAUUUAUACGGUGCAGCUAUGAGUCAAUCUUUACCAGUAGGCUCAUUCGAAUGGGAAGAAAAUUUUGAACAAUUAGAUAUUUGCAAUAUUCCCGAUGACUCUCUUACAGGUUACAUAUUCGAAAUUGAUUUGGAGUAUCCUGUCGAGCUUCAAGAGCUUCAUAAAGAUUUGCCACUCUGUCCGCAACAAUACACUCCUCCAGGCUCUAAAAAUUCGAAAUUGAUAACUUCACUACUCCCGAAAAAUAGAUACGUCAUUCAUUAUAAGAAUUUGAAACAGUGUUUGAGAUUAGGUCUAAAGUUAACAAAAACUCAUCGUGUUCUAAAAUUUAAACAGGCACCGUGGCUCAAAAAGUAUAUAGAAUUGAACACCGAAAUGAGAAAAAAAUCGAAUAAUGAUUUUGAAAAAAAUUUUUAUAAACUUAUGAACAAUUCGGUUUUCGGAAAAACAAUGGAAAAUGUCAGAAAACAAAAGGACGUUAGAUUGGUUACUAGGUGGGACGGAGCGUAUGGAACAAAGGCUCUGAUUGCAAAACCAAAUUUUCAUAGCUGUACCGUAUUUGAUGAAGAUAUGAUCAUAGUAGAAAUAAAUCGAACCAAAAUUAAAUUCAAUAAACCGAUAUACGCAGGAUUUUCCAUUCUAGACAUUUCUAAAACGUACAUAUACGAUUUUCACUACAACUAUAUAAAAAAUACUUUUGGUGAUAGAGCUAAAUUGAUGUAUACCGACACCGAUAGUCUAAUAUACUACUUUACAGUUCCGAAUAUAUAUGAGUAUAUUAAACGCGACUUAGAUAAAUUUGACACCUCAGACUACCCUCCGGACAACGUUUAUGAUAUACCAUUUGUAAAUAAAAAAGUAUUAGGAUUAAUGAAGGAUGAAAAUAAUGGAAAAAUUAUGAUUGAAUUUGUAGGAUUGCGAGCAAAAUUAUACUCUUUCAAAAUUUUAGUAGAAAGCAAAUAUAAAAAACGCGCGAAAGGAGUCAAGGCUUCCACAUUGAAAAGAAUUACCUUUGAUGAUUAUAUUAAAUGUCUUUUGCAUCAUCAAAAUUUAAUGAAAUGCCAAAAUUUAAUUCAAAGUAAAAAACAUAAAGUUCAUACCGCACAACAGAGAAAAGUAGCACUGAGCUGGAAUGACGACAAGACGAUCAUUCUUCCUGGUACGACCGACACCUUACCGUGGGGUUAUACAAUGUAAGAUGUAUAUAAUAAGAAUGUACAAAUGUAAAAAUUGAAAAAUAAAGACAACGUAUGCUUUACGUUAUUGCACAUCGCUUGAUCCUUCAAUGCAACGCCAGCUCCUAACCAUCCGGUUUGCUCUUUCCGUUUGUUAUCUUAAUAAAUAAUUCUAAGUAGUCGCUCACAUAGAGAGUUUAGAGGUAGGGAGAACGCUUGCAACCGCUGCGACUCAAAACAGACGCCGUGGUUCAAAAGUAUAUAUAUUUGAACACCGAAAUGAGAAAAUCGAAUGAUGAUUUUGAAAAAAACUUUUAUAAACUUAUGAAUAAUUUGGUUUUCUGUAAAACAAUGGAAAAUGUCAAAACACACAAAAAGACGUUAGACUCGUUACGAGGUGGGAUA
Molecule: messenger RNA, 1738 nt
Organism: Cephus cinctus (wheat stem sawfly)
Lineage: Eukaryota; Metazoa; Arthropoda; Insecta; Hymenoptera; Cephidae
Source: RefSeq, a predicted model, not a curated record